This is a messenger RNA of Myripristis murdjan (pinecone soldierfish), 2379 nucleotides long. RefSeq names its product very long-chain acyl-CoA synthetase-like. The transcript is spliced from 10 exons. Gene Ontology annotation, cellular component: endoplasmic reticulum membrane; plasma membrane. Lineage: Eukaryota; Metazoa; Chordata; Actinopteri; Holocentriformes; Holocentridae. The record is from RefSeq and is a predicted model, not a curated record. Gene Ontology annotation, biological process: long-chain fatty acid import into cell; long-chain fatty acid metabolic process. The coding region runs from base 173 to 2032 and encodes 619 amino acids. Gene Ontology annotation, molecular function: long-chain fatty acid-CoA ligase activity; long-chain fatty acid transmembrane transporter activity.
CACCCUCUGCUGACUACAGCUUGUACAAUUGAAACGCUCUCACUCUGUGUUCCGCCCCCAACACGCAAGAAAGAGGGAGAGAAAAACACAUAUGGUGGUAAUUGAAACAUUUUUGCAGCAGGCGUUCACAAAGACUUAAAGAGCAGCUCAAAAACAAGGACACUGAGUCGAGAUGUUCGUCCUUUCUGUUUUUCUAGCCAGUUUGGUCAUCAUACCAUUCGCACUGAAAACUUUCUCCCCGUAUCUCUGGAUGGAUAUCCUCUAUAUAGCAGAUCUGGUGCGGAUUAUGGUGAAGUUUGUGUCGCGGCGAAGGAGAAGACCGCUAUUCUUCGUCCUGGACCGCUUCUUGGAGCAGACCGCCGCGCAUCCGGACAAACGCUUCAUUGUUUUCGAAAAUGAAAGCUACUCGUUCAUGGAUGCAGACAGAAGGAGCAACAAGAUCGCCAAUGCUCUGCAGGCAUCCUCCAAGUAUGAACCCGGCUGCACCGUUGCGCUCUUCAUGGGCAAUGAGCCCGCGUACAUGUUUACCUGGCUGGCGCUGGCCAAGUUAGGCUCCCCCGUGGCUCUGCUCAAUCACAACAUCCGCUCCAAGUCCCUGCUGCACUGCUUCAGCUGCUGCAAUGCCCAAGUGCUGAUUGCAGCUGCAGAGCUGAAGGGAGCAGUGGAGGAGGUGCUACCCUCACUGAGAGAGCAGGGCGUGAGCAUCUUUCUAAUGGCCAAGGAAUGUGACACACCUGGGAUUGACAGCCUGACUGAUCAAGUGGAAAAGGCCUCAGACUCCCCACUGCCUCACUCUCUCAGAUCACACAUCACAUUCAAAACUCCUGCCGUCUACAUUUAUACAUCAGGAACUACAGGUCUCCCUAAGGCGGCUGUGGUCAACCAUAAUCGUCUUUUAAUAGCUCUGGCUGUGCUGUCUUCCAAUGGCGUUACCUCCGAUGACAACCUCUAUCUCAACUUACCUCUCUACCACACGGCUGGAUUCAUUGUCGGCUUCAUCGGCCCCAUUGAAACAGGUUCCACUAUCAUUCUGAGGAGGAAGUUCUCUGCCUCUCAGUUCUGGGACGACUGCAGGAAAUACAACGUGACUGUAGUUCAGUACAUUGGAGAGGUUCUGCGUUACCUCUGCAGCACCCCCAAGAGAGACAAUGACAAGGACCACAAAGUUCGACUAGCCUUUGGCAACGGCGUCAGAGCGGAGAUCUGGAGAGAGUUUCUCCAUCGCUUUGGGAACAUUGAGGUUCGAGAGUUUUAUGCCUCUACUGAGGGAAAUGUUGGAUUUGUCAACUAUGUAGGGAAGAUCGGAGCAGUUGGACGAGUGAAUUUUAUACAUCGGAAGCUGUUUCCCUACACUCUCAUUAAAUAUGACACAGAGAGAGAUGAACCAGUUAGAGAUGCAAACGGCUUCUGCAUAGAGUCAGCCAAAGGUGAGACAGGCCUGCUGGUGUCAAAGAUCACCGACCUUGCCCCUUUUGUUGGCUAUGCCCAAAACGAACAGCAAACGGAGAAGAAGAGACUGCGAAAUGUUCUCAAGAAAGGAGAUCUAUACUUCAACAGCGGAGACCUGCUCAGGAUUGACAAAGACAACUUCAUUUACUUCCAGGAUCGUGUAGGGGACACAUUCAGGUGGAAAGGCGAGAAUGUGGCCACAACCGAAGUAGCUGACAUCCUCACUCUUGCUGAUUGCAUCAAAGAAGCCAAUGUCUAUGGAGUUCAAAUACCAGGCCAUGAGGGGAGGGUAGGAAUGGCAGCCGUCGCUGUAAAAGAAGGUGCCCAGUUUGAUCCAAGCAAAAUAUUUAGCCACGUGGUCAGCUACCUACCCUCGUACGCCCGCCCGCGCUUUAUACGAUUACAGAACGCUGUGGAGGUGACGGGGACUUUCAAGCAGCUGAAGGUGCAGUUGGUGAAGGAAGGCUUUGAUCCGGGCUGCAUCCAGGACCCCCUCUACAUCCUUGAUGACCAGGUGAAGAGCUACACGCCGAUGACAGCUCAGAUCUACAACUCCAUCGUGACAGGAGGCAUGAAACUAUGAGAAGACUCGCUCCUCAUAGUCAGCAACACUGUUGAAGACGUCUACUAUUCUACUAUUACCAGUGAUAAUCACUGAUAAUCUAAUCUUUUUGAUACUAAUCAUUCAAUGCAUGUGUAGUAAUAGAAAUGCGACAGAAUAACAUAAUGUUGUGUUUGUAGAAAGCAACACAUGGGAAUCAAAUGUACAAUGGGAUUAUAAGAACUGUUUAUAGAUGUGUAUGGAAAAGACAUUGACCAGUUAUCAUAUGAAUAUUUAUAUUUCAUGGCAGUCCUCACAGAGAACAAAGUAUAAGAGCGCAGUUAUUCCAACAACUUAGUACUGCAUAUGUUCACAAGGUGGUGGCAAAU